AUGCUGCUGGCUUUGUUUCUGGUUCUGGCCCAAACCUGCAAAGCCGCAGACACUUCCAACUCUUCCUCCACCGUGUUCCAGUACAGCAUCUGGGAGGAGCAGCCGAUGGGAACACAGGUCGCCAGUCUGUCGGAUGACCUCCACAAACGGGAUGAACUGGGUCACUUGGAAGGCUUCCAAAUAGUCGAACACGGGAAAACCUUGCCUUUCUCUGUCAACGCUCCGGACGGGGUCAUUUCCACCCAGGGACGCCUAGACCGAGAACAAUUAUGUCGGAAUUCAGACGUCUGCGAGCUCGCCUUCAGUGUCCUCUACCGGAAAGGCGGGGACGUCAACUGCCUUAGAGUUCACGUGGAAAUUAUGGAUCUAAACGACAACAGUCCAAGCUUCCCAAGUCCGUUUCAAGAGCUGGAGAUUUCAGAAAUGGCAGCGUUGCGGAUGAGGAUACCCUUGGAACACGCGGUAGAUCCGGAUGCUGGACCAAAUGGACUUCAGACGUACUCAUUGUCAGCUAACACACACUUCGCCUUGGAUGUUACCGCAGCUCCCGGCGGAACCAAACAAGCCGAACUAGUCGUAAUCAAGGAGCUAGAUCGGGAAGUGAAGGAUGCGUUUGAGUUGACGCUUGUGGCAUGGGAUAAGGGGAAUCCGCCAAGAUCUGGGAGUACAAUGGUCCGUGUUAAAAUUCAGGAUUCAAAUGAUAACAGUCCGAUAUUUGAGGAUAGCAAGCCCGUUUUGGAGCUUCCAGAAGAUACCGAAAUUGGUCACGUUAUUGCAAAUCUAAAGGCAUCGGAUCCGGAUGAAGGCGACAACGGUUUAGUCGAGUACUCCAUUAGCAAGCACACACGUCCAGAGACAAAACGCCUCUUCGCGAUCGAUUCACAAACUGGCGAUGUUAGUUUAAAAGCACUUUUGGAUUACGAAGACACACGUUCCCAUGAAGUUAUUGUCCAAGCUCGCGACAAGGGCCCUAACUCUAUCCCUUCCCACUGCAAACUUCACGUAAAAGUAUUGGAUGUGAACGAUAACGCACCGAGAAUCCAUGCCACCUGGACCACGCCCAACUCUCCGGGGCCAAAUGUGCUUGAAGGAGCCGAAAUUGGGACUUUUCUGGCUUUGGUUUUAGUCUCCGAUGCUGACUCUGGGGAGGACGCUGUAGCGUUGGUGACGACAUUUUGCCGGCCUGUCAAAAGAGAAAAUCGUGCGUACAACUGUCGGCACGCAGAAUCAACGUACACUCGGCAUCCCAGGAGGCCGCAGAAGAACAUCAGGAAGUCGGAUAUUCAAUUGAUUCCGGUUAUUCGAGGGAGAAAAGACGACCCACUCCAUGACAACAGCGAGUCCCAACCUCUGUCUACGUCGUCCACGAUGUCGGAGGAGCUGCCGAACGAACGUCAAUACACGUUGGUGCCGUCUUGUUUGAACUCUAGCUUCCACUCGCAAAGCUACCAAGAAAUCGACGGCAUCCAAGCUAGCAUUCAUCACGGUAAAACGCUAUGCAAGCCCGGGAACAUCGAACUGGACAGCCCUUUGGUCAUAACCCCGGCGUCUUCGUACCGCACGCUUCGCAAAUCCAGAAAUCAGUCCUCGUCGUCUUCCGUGUCCCACGCCAGCACGCUGAGAAGGCAAAGAAGCGAGGAGUCCAACGUGUCCCAAGCCACUCUGAGGAGGCAGAAGACGGAGGGCCGGGAGGCGGAACAGCAGCGGAUCUGGAGGAAUCUGGUUCGGUUGUCCAUGGCGGCGUUCGGGGAUUCCAUCGAGCUCUCCGCGGCUUCUCCAGACGUCCAACAGAUCUCUCAGCUGCUGUCUCUGCUCAGACAAGGCCAGCUUCAGCCCAGGACCAACUUCAGAGGAAACAAGUUCUCCCAGCGCCGGUAUGGGACCCAGGACUGCGGGGGAGACUGGCAGAGCACAAAGGACAGCGGACACGGGGAGAGCGAGCCUGGAGACGGGGACAUGGGCUGGGACGGAGCGGCAGAGUGCCCCCUGGAGGCACAGCUGGAGGAAGGACUCAGCAAACUCAUCCACAACAACGAUGAGGUCUUCUCGGACGUCCCGGACCCCGCCUGGAUGGCCCGGCUGUCCGUGCCGCUCUCUACUGAUUACCAUGACAACGUCUUUGUCCCCAACGGGCCACCGUCCACCGACAGCGAGCUCCUCCCCCCGGACAGACUGGACUCCUCCUCCUCCUUCUCCACUUUUGGGAAGUCUGUGGACCGGGACGAGGAGCCGCUGAACGGGGCCUUGCUGUCGGAGGUGAGCUCCUUGUUCCAGAUGCUCAUGACCCAGAAGGGCGGCUCCAGGCUGGGCCCCCCUCCGGACGUCCUGUACCGGCUCUCCAACGCCUACCGCCAAAGCAAACAGCAGAGGGCAGAGCUGCACCAGUGA
Molecule: messenger RNA, 2388 nt
Organism: Knipowitschia caucasica
Lineage: Eukaryota; Metazoa; Chordata; Actinopteri; Gobiiformes; Gobiidae
Source: the annotation of a GenBank genome assembly